GUAGAACGGUGUUAAUAUCGUGUUAUAACCAUAAUACAAUAGCAAAGUCAUUAUACAUGCGCGGUCCUGGGCUCGUAGAUCUGCAGUUGACCAGUAACUAGUAACUGCUAACAGGAUUAUCUUAUCUUAUCACCCGGUGCCGACUGUCCUGGCAGUUGCUGACUGCCAUGGCGCUGCCGCAGGAGAUCGUGACAGUCGAUGCUAUCCUUUUCGAUCUGGAUGGGACCCUCAUAGAUUCCACUCCUGGCGUCAUUUCAGCCUGGAAAACAUUUGCGGAGGAAUACAAACUUGGAUCGCAUCUACCUAUCGUGCAGAAAACCCAUGGACGGAGACUUGCUGAUACCCUGAAGGACGAGACAAUAUGCAAUAUCCAGGAUAAAGAACUUUUGGAUAGCGAAAUUUUACGCUUCGAGGACCUAGUGAUCCAGGGUAACCCAGUGGCUCUCGAAGGAGCCAUCGAGUUCUUGACUCAGCUCGAUUCGCACGAUGACAUGCGCACCAAGUGGACAAUUGUCACAUCAGCCUCGAGAUAUUAUGCAACUCAAUGCAUACCAAAGUGCAAAAUUCCGGUGCCUACAUCAGGGUUUGUGACGGCGGACGAUGUCAGCGAAGGCAAGCCAAAGCCCACACCGUAUCUCGAAGGAGCAAAGAAACUUGGAAUUGAUGCGACCAAGUGUCUUGUCAUUGAGGAUGCACCGUCCGGGGUGCAAGCAGGAAAUAGUGCUGGCGCAAAAACGCUUGCGGUUUGUACCUCCCAUAAACGCGAGGAUUUUGAGAACUGUUCAGAGGAAAUAAAGCGCCCCACGUACAUCGUUGAUGAUCUCACUAGAGUACGCGUGAAUUGGGAGAACGACAAAAUUCAGCUCACGAUCGAUACCCGUAGAGGACCUGAUGGAUCAGCAAUUUUGUAGACAGACCCGACCACUUCCAUCUGAUAGCUAUACAGCAGGAAAUUCACCGCACAUUCGUAUGUACUCUGCAGUUCCAACUUCCAAGUAGGCUAUGUAUACCACUCAGAUAUGGUGAACAAUAUUCGGAUGUACUGUCAUGGGAUGCUCACGGUCUCAUCGAGUGGUCCGACGAACUGACAGUAAGACUGAAAUCUUUUCACGUCAGCAGGUGGCUAGUCACCGAAUGCAACAAAGAUUGCAAUCAGUACUAGUGGGUACUGGUGCGAGCGCUCCAUCGAAAUCUGGGAUGUGAUGCCUGUUCUUGAGUUCUUGACAAAUAGAGCGAGUCUGAUCGACAUCAAGCGCUUGCACCGAAGCACUUGGAUUCUUGUGCAUGUGUUUUCCCAUGCAUUUCCAUAAGCAUUGAAUUACAG
Molecule: messenger RNA, 1324 nt
Organism: Suillus paluster
Lineage: Eukaryota; Fungi; Basidiomycota; Agaricomycetes; Boletales; Suillaceae
Product: HAD-like domain-containing protein
Exons: 8
Coding region: 168-911 (247 amino acids)
Molecular function (GO): beta-phosphoglucomutase activity; sugar-phosphatase activity
Source: RefSeq, a predicted model, not a curated record